Messenger RNA from Miscanthus lutarioriparius, 1737 nucleotides. The record is from the annotation of a GenBank genome assembly. Lineage: Eukaryota; Viridiplantae; Streptophyta; Magnoliopsida; Poales; Poaceae.
AUGCCCUUGCGCCGCCGUGCCGGCAGCGCCAUCGCCGCCGCGCCAGGCGGCUUCCUCCACCUCUCCCUGCUCGCCUCCCUCCGCCGACGCCCCUCGCUCCAGGCGCACGCACAGCUCCUGCUCCUGGACCUCCCGCUGCCCCCCGCCGCGGCCUCCCUCCUCCUCCGCCCGCACCUCCGCGCCGGCCACCCGCUCGCCUCGCUCCGCCUCUUCCUCCGCAUGCUCCGCGACAACCAGCCCGCCGCGACCUGCGCCACCGCUUCCCAGGAGAAGGAGGGGGCCGUCCCCGACUCCCGCUCCCUCUCCGCGGCUCUCGCGGCCUGCUCCCGCCUCGAGUCCCCUUCCGCCGGCUUCUGCACCCACGCCUUCGUCCUCAAGUCGGGAUUCGCCUCCGACGUCUUCGUCGCGAACUCGCUCCUCCAUGUCUAUGCCUCGUUCGGUCUCCACGCCCUCGCGUGCAAGCUGUUCGACGAAAUGCCGGCGAGGGACACCGUGUCGUUCAACACGCUGAUCGGUUCUUACGUGCAGUCGGGAUGCGUUGAACGCGCGUUGGGGGUGUUCAGGAACAUGGUGGAGGGAGGGUUCCGGCUGGACGAGUGGACCAUCACGGCGUUGCUGGGCGCCUGUGCUGGGCUAGGUGAUUUGAUGGUGGCCAAAGCUGCGCAUGGGUUUGGCAGCAGGGCAUUGAGGCAUACAUUGUUCGACUCUGCAGAGGUGGUAAUUGGGUUAGUGGACAUGUAUGUUAAGUGUGGCGCAGUGCAGCUCGCCAGGAAGGUGUUUAAUUUGUCUGGGGAGAAGGCGAAGGACGCAAGGGUUUGGAGUGUGAUGGUGUCAGGGUAUGCAAGGGCUGGUGAUAUCGACAUGGCUCGGAAGUUGUUUGAUGAGUUGCCCAAUAAGGAUUUGGUUGCAUGGACAGUUUUGAUCGGUGGAUAUGUGCAGGCAGGUAGAUACAAGGAGGCACUUCUGUUGUUUGAGGAGAUGGAAGCGACAGGACUUGAGGCUGAUGAGGUGAUGGUCGUCACCGUGCUUUCAGCUUGUGUCCAGCAUGGUGCUAUUGGUCUAGCAAAGAGGCUCCAUCGUCGUGUGAACCAGAAUGGAUUGGUUAGCCGAAAUGCGAGAGUUGCCACCAGCUUCGUGCACAUAUAUGCAAAGCAUGGGUGCAUACAGACAGCUGUGGAUGUGUUUCGUGGAGUCGCUGAUGAAUUCAAGACUGUGGAGUUGUUUAAUGCUAUGAUACAUGGACUCGCUCACCAUGGUCAUGGUGAGAAAGCUAUCUCACUUUUUGAUGAAAUGGAAACCCUGGGGCUCCAACCUGAUGACAUCACAUUUGUGGGAGUCCUGUGCGCAUGCAGUCGCAGUAACUUGGUUGAACAAGGGUGUAAGAUGUUCUCGUCAAUGUCGGACAAGUACGGUGUCAAACCAAAUGUCAAGCAUCACACUUGCAUGGCUGAUCUCCUUGGAAGAGCUGGACGGAUCGACGACGCUUACAGCUUUAUCCAGAAUAUGCCUUUCCAAGCAAAUCUUGUGGUAUGGUCAUCUCUUCUGACAGCAUGCAAGAUCCAUGGAAAUAACAAGAUUAAGAAUCUUGUAGAGAGGCAAAUUCUCAGGUUAGAUGCUACAUACAAGCCUGAAAAGCUAACCUUAUCUGGCUUAUUUUCUGAUAAGAAGAGGAAAGAGCUAUCUGCGAGGGUGAGAAAUGCUAUAAGGCACAAAUCUGAGCACAGGCGUACACAGUAG